AUGGGGAGCAAUAGCCAAGCGGCCGUCUUUCCAAGGAAAUUACCAGACUUCCAUACGAGGACGGCGCAGACGACCUUAGAUUCUUUUCCCCUUGACCCACCGUCCCCCACUGAGUGUGUCGUUCGCAUCGGUGCAGCCUCUGUACUGAUCGAUGGAAUAAAGGCCCACCGACUUCCUCCCCAGGCCUACCAGUUUCUCGUGUGUGUACAAGCCAUUGACCGGGGAGCAUCGACACCGCACGGAGCCAUUAUGGGGGCUGUCUCUACUCUAUUAAUAAACGGCAACGUUAGGCGAGGCUUGGGGAAUGUCUUUCGUAUACAAGGGGGCUUCCUCUCCUUGGUGUUGAAUCCGAGUGGUGCAGUAGCCUCAGCUGCAGGAACAGUCGUCGUUGUGGUUCAUGUCGUUCCUGAUACGCUAUUUCAUUCCCCUUCUCUCGUGGAACUUUUGAUCAAUGUGGUUUACUUAACCAGCACAGCGAAGAUUUGGCAACGGGUGAGGCGUUCUAUUGAGACUAAGAAGCUCCCUACGAUGACUGAUUAUCCACAGCUUAUACUGUCUCCGUCUCGAAGCUUUCACGUUCUAAUUGGACUGUCUUGGUCGGCAUAA
Messenger RNA from Guyanagaster necrorhizus, 606 nucleotides. RefSeq lists its product as uncharacterized. Lineage: Eukaryota; Fungi; Basidiomycota; Agaricomycetes; Agaricales; Physalacriaceae. The transcript is spliced from 4 exons. The coding region runs from base 1 to 606 and encodes 201 amino acids. The record is from RefSeq and is a predicted model, not a curated record.